ACAGGUAGGUAAAAUGGAAGAAUACUUUGGGAAACUUGUUACUUGGCAACGCAACCAAUAAUUCCAACGUGCCUCGAGGUCUCUGUAGAGGGGCACGUAUUUCAGACUAACCUUUCUGCCCUGCUGCUCCCUCCUUCUCUCUCUUCCUCUCACACCCCCUCUCUUCUCACUGUGACAGGAGCUGGUUGCUCUAAAAGAGAAACAGCUUCUCUCCUCUGACACAAGUGGUUCCUCUGACAGGGAUAUGAACAGGGAAACAGCUUCUCUCCUCUGACACAAGUGGUUCCAGGUGGGUUUCAAACUCAUUAACUCUCAUUUGGGUUUACAAAGAUAUAUUCCACCUGGAUCCUUGGCAGCAAAAAGCUUUCGAUCCAUACCAUCCUUGAGGCUGAAAUAUGAGAUCAAAGAAAGACCAAGGCACCGUACCAACUGAGAUUCAGAAGAGCUCCUAGGUGCUUUAAGAUCGCCACACGUUGGAAUCAGGACGUGAGUCAACAACAACCGUACGUGUGAAUGAAUGAGAAUGGUAAAGGCACUUGUUCAAGCUUGCUUGAGGUUGCUGUGGAUUCUCACCGUGGCAAAGUGUAAGAUCCCAGAUGCCCACGUGACAUGCCUAUUCUCUGAAGACUGUGUUCUGCCCUGCAAUUUCAAACCCAGUGGGAAUGAGAUCAUCCGCUGGUACCUCCACAAAGUGCUCCUCCUCAGCCAUUCCCAGCAGGGUGGGGAACAGCCUCCACAGGAUCACAGUACCAGGACGUACCUGCUCCAGGACCAGCUCUCUCGGGGCAUCGCCUCGCUACACCUCAGCCAGUGUGGCAUCAAGGACAGAGGCCGCUACAGGUGUCUGGUCAACAGCACUCUGGGACAACAGGAGUCCUUUGUCAUCAUGAAAGUGGAGGCUCCCAUCAAGAUGGUUACUAUGGAGAAGAGUAUGAACAGAGAGAUUCAGUGUCUGUCCAAGGACAUCUUUCCCGCUCCCCGUGUGCAGUGGUCCACUCUGCCCCCAAAAGACAACCUGAGACCCAUCACCCAUAUGGGACCCAACACUGAAGGCCUCUACUCCUUUCAGAGCACGCUGAGAAUGUUUGAAAAUACCCUCACCUACAUCUGCACCGUUAACUCCACAUAUGGAUCACAGUCAUGGAGGAGCUCACUGCAAGAAAGAGGGUUGAUUGGAGAGGCGGGGAAAGAGCUGUCCAUACCCUGCAUCGCUCCACAGAACCUCCAGAACUUCUCCCUCACCUGGACCUUCACCAGAACCAAUGAUCCCACGGUCAUCCUCAGCUACGACAGCAGAACCAGACGGACCUCCAACCUCUGGGAGGGCCGGGCUGGACUGGAGCAGGACCAGGUUCUGAUGGGCAACGGAUCCCUCCUUCUUCACAACCCAGAGAGUCGGGAACAAACAGGAACUUACACCUGUACAUUCACAGGCCUCCAGAGCAGACACAUGGUCCAAACCCAGGUCAACAUCAGGUCAAGAUCCCAGUUACCAGUAACAGAAAAGAUGCCAAAGACAACAGACCAGGCAGAGCGUACAGGGGGAAGUCACUUCCAAAUGUUGGUGAUUGUUGUAGUAGUUGCAGUGGUGGUUGCAGCAGUAAUAACAGCACUACUACUGUAUAGAAAACUACGAGCCAACCAACGGCAGGCUGGUGGGACCACUGUGGAGGACACAGAGAUGCAGCCAACGGAACCUAUUAAGACAGAUGAUUCACCAAUGGAUAACUGCCAGCUGACAGAAGACCACAACAAUAGCUAUAAUUAGCUCUGACUAACAAGCAGGUUAGUGCUAUCCGGGACCCUUGGGAGUUGGGAUGUCCUUACCCUAAACCCUAACCUUAACCCCCUACCCUUACCCUUAGCUUAAACCUAACCAUAACCAUUACCUAACCCUAACCCUUACCUUAACCAUAACCAUUACCUAACCCUAACCAUAACCCUUACCUUAACCAUAACCAUUACCUAACCCUAAACCUUACCUUAACCAUAACCUAACCCUAACCCUUACCUUAACCAUAACCAUUACCUAACCCUUACCCAUUACCUAACCCUAACCCUAACCCUUACCUUAACUAUAACCAUAACCAUUACCUAACCUUAACCCUUACCUUAACUAUAACCAUUACCUAACCCUAACCCUUACCUUAACCAUUUUAAAUGUCAACUUCAAUGGGGUAGGGACCUCCCAAGGAUCCAGGAUAGCAAAGACACUGACAAGCCUUUCUAGAUGAGUCAUACUGUUCCUAAUCACAGACCUGAAGUCAUCAAUCAAGCAUUCCUUUGUAGCUUGACUCACAACUCACAUUUUUUGCUUAAGGGAGAGAAUUCUACCACAGAGAUGUAUUCCAGGGAUUUAAUUGGAGAGUGCUGUUCCACAAUGGAGCACAUCUGUGUUCUAGACAAUUGAAUAACUGUACAGUCUUCAUAAUUUACAUUAAAGUUGUGAAUACAAUGUACAUUGUAGCAGUUGUAGUUGUCAACUCUGAACUGCCUUAUACCAUUCUAAGGUAUCGAAUGACAGUACUGAGACAGAAAUAGACACUGCCUAAGGUAUCUAAUGACAGUACUGAGACAGAAAUAGACACUGCUGUGCUGUAUGUAAUGGAGCGUGACAUUUUCGUCCUCAAUUUGAUCUUUCAUUUUUAAAAUGCUGAUGCUGCUAUGGUAGGUUUUGUGUGAUAUUUAACUAUAUUUUGUGUAAUACUGGUUAUGCCUGCACCUUUGAGUUGACCUGCACUUAAUUUUUGUUGUGAAAGGAUACACAAGCAUGAACACGUACUUCUUCAAAUGGCAUGGAUUUGCUGACAUUUGCGUUGAUACUGUAACAGUAAAGGUUUUAUAGAAAUAGAAAGUGUUCUCUCUCAUUCAACGGUCUCUACAAAACCACACCCAUACAGUGCAUUCAGAAAGUAUUCACACCCCUUGACUUGACUUUUUCCACAUUUUGUUGUGUUAAAGCCUGAAUUUAAAAUGGAUAAAAUUCCGAUUUUUUGUGUUACUGGCCUACACACAAUACCCCAUAAUGUCAAAGUGGAAUUAUGUUUUUUUUCGAAAUGUUUACUAAUUAAUUUAAAUGAAAAAGUGAAAUGUCUCGAGUCAUUAAGUAUUCAACCCCUUUGUUAUGGCAAGCCUAAAUAAGUACAGGAAUAGAAAUGUGCUUAACAAGUCACAUAAUAAGUUGCAUGUACUCACUCUGUGUGCAAUAAGCAUUAUACAACGGGUUAAAACCGAAUUCCAACCUGUGUCUAUUCCACAUGCUACCACCAGUUAAAUCUAUGACGUCGAAAUGCUUAUUUACUCUGUUCCAUCUGACUGUGCAAUCCACUGUCUCAUCAGCCCAGCCAGGCAAUUUAUGUACUAGGUCUACACUGUAAAAAGCAUCUAGACAUUAGUUCCCAUUUCUUUUAGACCAACAUUUGGUUUUCAACAGCAGAGAUUUGUAUUGACCUUGCUGUUUGUCUGUCCUACAAGGAAAAUAAAAUAAAGUUUACACUUUU
This is a messenger RNA of Oncorhynchus masou masou (cherry salmon), 3500 nucleotides long. RefSeq lists its product as uncharacterized. The record is from RefSeq and is a predicted model, not a curated record. Lineage: Eukaryota; Metazoa; Chordata; Actinopteri; Salmoniformes; Salmonidae. Gene Ontology annotation, biological process: immune response; cellular response to lipopolysaccharide; negative regulation of T cell proliferation. Bases 518 to 1768 code for a protein of 416 amino acids. Gene Ontology annotation, cellular component: external side of plasma membrane. The transcript is spliced from 7 exons.